CUCGGCGCUCGGCGGUGGAGGCGGGGCCGGGCUGUACGCGGGCGGAGCGAGGGGAACCCGAGCAGCCGGAGGCGGUGGCCGCACCGCCACCCGCCGGGCCACCGCCCGGCCGCCGGCUCGGGAACAGGGGACCGCGGCCGGCCUACACCCGCCGGGGAGCGACCCAGGGCUGCCCGGCGGCGUCCCCGGUGGCCACCCCUGAGUUGGCUGCGUGAAACUUUUCCCCGCGAGCUUCAGCUAGGAGCCCGCGCCUCUCGCCGCCGCCCCCGCAGGGACCCGCCGCCAGUGGGGAGCGAAGGGGGGGGAGAGGCCCGUGGCUCCCCCCCCCGGCCUCCUGUUGGGGCUCAGCCGGGCGAGGCGGCGGGCCCCCCCGGGCGAUGGCUGCGGAGCUGGCGAUGGGCGCUGAGCUGCCCAGCAGCCCGCUGGCCAUCGAGUACGUCAAUGACUUCGACCUGAUGAAGUUCGAGGUGAAGAAGGAGCCGCCCGAGGCCGAGCGCUUCUGCCACCGUCUGCCGCCCGGCUCGCUAUCCUCGACGCCGCUCAGCACGCCCUGCUCCUCCGUGCCCUCCUCGCCCAGCUUCUGCGCGCCCAGCCCGGGCACCGGCGGCGGCGCGGCGCAGGCCGGGGCUGCCCCGGGGCCGGCAAGCGGGGGCCCCGGCGCCGUCGGGGGCGCCUCGGGGAAGCCGGCGCUGGAGGAUCUGUACUGGAUGAGCGGCUACCAGCACCACCUGAACCCCGAGGCGCUCAACUUGACGCCUGAGGACGCGGUGGAGGCGCUCAUCGGCAGCGGCCACCACACCGGGCACCACGGUGCGCACCACCACCCAGAGGCCGCCGCGGCCUACGAGGCCUUCCGGGGCCAGGGCUAUGCGGGCGGCGGCGGCGGCGCGGACGACAUGGGCGCCGGCCACCACCACGGCACGCACCACGCCGCCCACCACCAUCACCACCACCACGGCGGCGCGGGCCAUGGCGGCGGCGGCACGGGCCACCACGUGCGCCUGGAGGAGCGCUUCUCCGACGACCAGCUGGUGUCCAUGUCCGUGCGCGAGCUAAACAGGCAGCUCCGCGGCUUCAGUAAGGAGGAGGUCAUCCGGCUGAAGCAGAAGCGGCGCACGCUCAAGAACCGCGGCUACGCUCAGUCAUGCCGCUUCAAGCGGGUGCAGCAGCGGCACAUUCUGGAGAGCGAGAAGUGCCAGCUCCAGAGCCAGGUGGAGCAGCUGAAGCUGGAGGUGGGGCGCCUGGCCGAGGAGCGGGACCUGUACAAGGAGAAAUACGAGAAGCUGGCCGGCCGGGGCGGCCCCGGGGGCGCGGGCGGAGCCGGCUUCCCGCGGGAGUCCUCGCCGGGAGUCGGGGCCAAGGGCGCUUCCGACUUCUUCCUGUGAGCACCGGACCCCGAGCCCGCGCCGCCGCCGAGACGAGGCUCGCGCGGGCGGCCCGGGGCCUCGGCUCGGACUCCGCGGCCCAGGGCGAGGACGCAUGGCCGGGCCGAGGCGCCCGCCGCGCGCGCGCGCGCGCGCGCCCGCGUUAACGCCGCCGCCUUUCGGCCGGGCCGGCCCCGCGAGACCCGCUGCGACGUCUGCAGGCUCCAGACUGGAAGCCCCUUCCCGCGGCGCGGCCUCCUCGCUCCCGGCCCGCGCACCUUACCGGGUGACCGUCCUGACGCUGCCACGACUCCUCUGCUCGGAGCGCGGCGUUUCCCGGGAGAGUUGGGCCGGGUCGAAGUCCUUCCUGGCGUCCGCUUGUACAUACGUGAGAUGCGGUUCUGCGCCCGACCUCACCCGGACCGCCGCGAGGGCCUCCGCCGCCGCCCCGCGCUCCUUCGCGCUCCUUCGUUUACUUCCUUUUGGCCUCCCUACCCUGCCCUUUUCUACUCCUUUUUAAAGCGGUCUUAUUUUCGAAGUAUUUAUAUUUAUUUUGUUCGGUGAUUAGAAAAGAAACCCUUAGAGGAAGCUCCCUGCUUCCCGGCCGGGGUUGCCCUCGGACGUCGUGUGUCCCAGCAUGUGUCGCUCGCUCGGAGGGGCCUGGCCCCUGCCUGCCCUCCUGCCUGCCUGCCCCCCACCCUGCCACUGGCGUCCCCUAGAGAUUGAAGCCGAGGAGCAUUAUCCAUGCUGUGUUCAGUCCUGCUGCCCUACUGUACUCCACGGGGGGAGGGGGGUGGGAGCUGGCCCAGACUCCCGAGCUGCUAUUUCUCUAUGCACCAGAUCGUAUUUAUGACUCCCGCGAAAAUAUAUCUUAUUUUAACCCUCAAGAGAAGUGAAAGAAAAAAAGUAAUGCACAGUAUUUCUAGCAGAAAAACAAUUUUUUUAAAGAGGAGGUUUCGCCUGAAUCUCCUGGCAUGGGGGCGGGUGGAGAAAGUGUUUUUAUUUUAAUUUAAAAUGUGUUUCGUUUUUUGUGGAUUCUUCUUUUAAGAGCUGAUCACUUUUUGGAGUAGCCGGAAGAGGGGGUGGGGAGGCCGGUGCUCCGGCCCCUGCAGGCCCCCGGCCCCGGACCGCAGCCCAUCCUGCCCUCCUCCAGCGCCUGCUUCUGCUGGGCGCAGGAGACUCCAAUUCGUUGCAAGUUUCGUUGUGUUGUUGUAUUCGUUGGGUUCUUUUUCCUUUUGCUACGAAACUGAAGAAAGAGAAAAACACACACAAAAUAAAUCGGUUUAGAUCCAAAAAUC
Messenger RNA from Orcinus orca (killer whale), 2662 nucleotides. It is a transcript of the gene MAFA, whose product is annotated as MAF bZIP transcription factor A. Gene Ontology annotation, biological process: regulation of transcription by RNA polymerase II; retinal rod cell development. NCBI's taxonomy places the organism in Eukaryota, Metazoa, Chordata, Mammalia, Artiodactyla, Delphinidae. Bases 378 to 1385 code for a protein of 335 amino acids. Gene Ontology annotation, molecular function: RNA polymerase II cis-regulatory region sequence-specific DNA binding; DNA-binding transcription factor activity, RNA polymerase II-specific; structural molecule activity. Gene Ontology annotation, cellular component: nucleus; viral capsid. The transcript has a single exon. The record is from RefSeq and is a predicted model, not a curated record.